Didymella exigua CBS 183.55 is the source of this 288-nucleotide messenger RNA. RefSeq lists its product as uncharacterized. The transcript has a single exon. The record is from RefSeq and is a predicted model, not a curated record. Bases 29 to 283 code for a protein of 84 amino acids. Lineage: Eukaryota; Fungi; Ascomycota; Dothideomycetes; Pleosporales; Didymellaceae.
UGCUAUAUUAAGUUAUCGCCCUCGAAGCAUGCCAGUCUUUGCUGCGCCUACGAGAUUGCGGCUCGUGCUGUUGUUUGUCAACACGCUGCAGAGACCCGGAGGGGAAUACACCAGCUGUACAAACUUUGGUGCUGCUGCCGCUCGUGCGACUUUUGGACUUGUACAGUACGCCUCGCUGUUGUCCUACAUGCUCAUCUCGUGCAUGCACUCUAUAGCAUGCGAGACCGCCCAAUAUCAGUGCUUACGAUCAGCGACGCAUGGUGCAAGACUCCUGAUGAAAUAAGGGAC